Molecule: messenger RNA, 1106 nt
Organism: Salvia hispanica
Lineage: Eukaryota; Viridiplantae; Streptophyta; Magnoliopsida; Lamiales; Lamiaceae
Source: RefSeq, a predicted model, not a curated record
GGUCAGUGAAGAACAACACAUCCUCCCAACCUAAGAAAAAUGAAGCUACUACUCAUCCUCUUAUUGAUGCUAUUUGCGUCGGCGAUGAGUGGCGCAACCCCAAGAAAUGGGCUAAGUUCAUCCAAUUACUACUCCACCCCGCCACCACUACAUGGUCAUCAACCACCUCCACCCUACUACCAUCACCCUCCGCCUCCAACGUAUACUCCUCCGCCGCACCACCACCAUGCCCCUUCCCCAAAGCACACUCCUCCGCCACCUUCCCCAAGACAUUCCCCUCCGCCCCAUCGCGUCCAUCCACCAAAACAUGCUCCACCUCCGCCCAAUCAUGGCCAUCCACCACCUUCUCCAAUAUAUCCUCCUCCUCCCCAACACGGCCAUCCUCCACCUCCGCCCCAUCACGGCCAUCCGCCACCUUCGCCAAAACAUGCUCCUCCGCCACCUUCUCCACCUCCGCCCCAUCACAGCCACCCGCCACCUUCGCCAAAACAUGCUCCUCCGCCACCUUCUCCACCUCCACCCCAUCAUAGCCAUCCGCCACCUUCGCCAAAACAUGCUCCUCCGCCCCAUCACGGCCAUCCACCACCUUCGCCAAAACAUGCUCCUCCGCCACCUUCUCCGCCUCCGCCCCAUCACGGCCAUCUGCCACCUUCGCCAAAACAUGCUCCUCCGCCACCUUCUCCACCUCCGCCCCAUCACGGCCAUCCACCACCUUCGCCAAAACAUGCUCCUCCGCCCCGUCACAACCAUCCACCACCGUCACCAAUAUAUGCUCCUCCGCCCCAUCACAACCAUCCUCCACCUUAUGCUCCCCCGCCACAUCAUGGCCACCCACCACCACCUACACCAAAACAUGCUCCGCCACCAUACACACACUCAUCACCCCCUCCGCCACCGUACUAAUCUCCUCAUCCGUUGCCGGGUGAAGUAGUUUCUCCGAGAGGGGCCAAUAAAUGGAGGCGAUUACCACUUUAGUUUAGAUCAAGAUCAUACAAAGUGGAAUAUAUAUAAUUAUUAUAGUGGUGUAUUUUGCUUUGUAUGUAGCCACAGCAAUAAAUUUAUCAAACUCCAUAAUAUAAGAGCAGCCGGUUAAUUAUGAGAACUAA